AUGUCUAAAAACUUAGGCAUAGAUCGGAGCAGUACAGGCUCUAUCAGAGUCUCAGAGCGCUCAAGAUGGCCGCCUUUAACCCGUAUGCUUAUGUCGGGAGAAAUGAGCGGAGAAAAGACGAAAGAACUAGGAAAUCGUGAACGAUUUGACCGAUGGAUGGUAAAUGAAGGAUAUCGAAGAUUUUUUGUUUUUGUUUUUGCAGGAAUCCACGCUAUGGUGUUCACCUUUGGUUUCAUGAAUUAUCAAAUUAAAGAUAACUUGACGUUAGCAAGAUCAACAUUCGGUAUAACUUAUCCGAUAGCAAGAGCUUCCGCGUUGACUCUGCAUUUUGACGUUGCUAUGAUUCUCUUACCUGUCUGUCGAACUUUAAUUUCACUGGCACGUCAGACUCCGCUCAACGGUAUCAUACAAUUCGACAAGAAUAUUACCUUUCAUAUGACUACAGCCUGGUCGAUAGUUUUUUUCUCAUGGCUACACACUUUGGCCCAUUGGGUUAACUUCGCUCAAAUCUCAAUUAAGAAUGACUUAGGAUUUGCCGGCUGGCUUUUGGCUAAUUUCGUCACUGGUCCUGGAUGGACUGGAUAUAUAAUGCUAACGGCCCUCAUGAUGAUGGCUAUCACCUCAGUUGAAAAAAUGCGUCGUGCUAACUUUGAGCGGUUUUGGUACACUCAUCACUUUUUUAUCGUCUUCUUUUUCUUCUGGUCGAUUCAUGGCGCUUUUUGCAUGAUUCAGCCAGACUUUGCACCGUAUUGUACGAAUAUUGGAGCUUCGGCAAUAGGCGUCUUCUGGCAAUAUUGGACAUAUGGCGGGUACAUCUAUUUAGCUGAAAGAAUUGCUCGAGAGAUGCGGGGCAAGGAUCGAACUGUGAUCUCAAAGGUAGUCCAUCAUCCCAGCAAUGUGUGUGAGAUCCAAAUAAAAAAAGAGAAUACAAAGACAAGAGCCGGACAAUACAUAUUUUUUUGCUGCCCAGCAGUGUCCGUCUGGCAGUACCACCCUUUUACACUUACUUCAGCCCCUGAAGAAGACUACAUAUCGAUCCACAUCAGAAUGGUAGGAGACUUCACUCGAUCAGUUGGAAGAGUGCUAGGGUGUGAACUGGAACCCCCAAAAGGAGAGAAGAAAAAUGCUUCACAGGUAGUCUCUGACGGUGUCGACCCAGCUAUAAAGAGAGUCCUUCCGCGAGUCUAUAUCGAUGGACCAUUUGGCUCAGCUUCAGAAGAUGUUUUCAAGUACGAGAUUGCUGUACUAGUUGGGGCAGGUAUUGGAGUCACGCCAUUUGCUUCAAUUUUGAAGUCGAUUUGGUAUCGCAUGAAUUAUCCUCAAAAAAAGACUCGCCUCCGCAAAGUUUAUUUCUUCUGGGUCUGUCGUGACUUUGGAUCUUUCGAAUGGUUUCGUUCUCUUCUAUUGGCAAUUGAAGCCCAAGAUACGGACAACCGAAUUGAAAUACACACCUAUCUUACUGCCAGAAUUAAAGCCGACGACGCUACCAAUAUUAUGAUAAAUGAUGCAAACGCCGAUCGUGAUGCUAUAACUGGUCUACGCGCACCUACCAACUUUGGUCGACCUAACUGGGAUAUGGUCUUCAAGAGUAUUGUCAAAAUUCAUAGCCCAGCUGAAGCUGGUGUGUUCUUUUGUGGGCCCAAAGUAUUGGGUAGUGUCCUACAUAUUAAGUGCAACAUGUACACCGAACCUGGGUUUGCUUUCAACUGGGGCAAAGAAAAUUUCUAG
This is a messenger RNA of Blumeria graminis f. sp. triticale, 1728 nucleotides long. Lineage: Eukaryota; Fungi; Ascomycota; Leotiomycetes; Helotiales; Erysiphaceae. The record is from the annotation of a GenBank genome assembly.